Harmonia axyridis is the source of this 2382-nucleotide messenger RNA. It is a transcript of the gene l(2)34Fd, whose product is annotated as nucleolar protein 10. The transcript has 8 exons. Gene Ontology annotation, biological process: maturation of SSU-rRNA from tricistronic rRNA transcript (SSU-rRNA, 5.8S rRNA, LSU-rRNA). The record is from RefSeq and is a predicted model, not a curated record. Gene Ontology annotation, cellular component: small-subunit processome; nucleus; 90S preribosome. Bases 153 to 2123 code for a protein of 656 amino acids. Gene Ontology annotation, molecular function: protein binding. NCBI's taxonomy places the organism in Eukaryota, Metazoa, Arthropoda, Insecta, Coleoptera, Coccinellidae.
AUAACCUGCAUUUAAAAAACAUAACCUGUAUAAAUAACGUGUACCAGUUUUCCGAAUUUUUUUCCAAUAAAACUAAAACUGUGUAUUGAUACUCGAGUGUAGUGUAUGUGUUUAAAAGAAAAUUGUGAUAAUAUUAUUACGUUCCAUUCAAAAUGCAGGUUUCCGAUAUCAACAACGUUAAAAUUUACAAUUUGAGUGUAGGAAAAUCAUUGCCAGAGUGGUUACCCGAGAAGAAACGUAGAGCUCUUCUGAAAAAAAAUGUGGAUCUCAGAAGAAGAAUUGAAAUCAUUCAAGAUUUCGACAUGCCAGAUAUUAGUACUUCAGUGCAAGUUACCCCAGAUGGACAAUCUAUAAUAGCAACAGGUAUCUAUAAACCUAGAGUGAAAUGUUUUGAUGUAAAUAACCUAUCACAAAAAUUCGAUAGAUGCUUCGAUUCUGAAGCUGUUACGUUCGAGAUAUUGACUGAUGACUAUAGUAAGAUGGUAUUUCUCCAGUGUGAUAGAUAUGUAGAAUUUCAUGUAGCUCACGGAAGGCACUACAGAUUACGAAUACCCAAAUUUGGAACUGACAUGAAAAUGUUCUUUCCAACUGCAGAUUUGUUCAUAGUUGGAGUCACUCCCAAUAUUUAUAGAUUGAAUCUAGAGAGAGGCCAGUUCUUAACACCUUUCACGUCUGAAGCAUCUCAAAUAAAUAAAUGUGUUAUCAAUAAAGAGUAUAAAUUAAUAUUUACUGGCUCUAAAGAAGGAAAAGUCGAUUGCUGGGAUCCGAGAUCUAGAGAUUUGGUUGCAACUCUUGAUUGUGCUUUAAAUUGUGUCAAUGAAAAUAGCCAUUUGGAGAAAUUUCCUUCGAUAACUGCGAUGAAUUUUGAUGGUGGUUUAAAUAUGGCAGUUGGAACAGCCAAUGGGUUAGUUUUAUUAUAUGAUAUAAGAUCAGACAAACCCUACUUUAUCAAAGAUCAUAUGGAAGAACUACCAAUCAAGGAUAUUGCAUUUAAUACUAAACAAAAUCUAGUAUUUUCUAUGAAUAAAAGCAUUGUGAAAAUGUGGGAAAAAAAUACUGGAAAACCAUAUUCACAUAUCAUGGGGUCAUCGCAUUUCAACAACUUGUGUGUUGUACCAGAAACUGGGUUAUUGUUUAUCGCCAAUGAAAGUCCUAAAAUUCAAACAUACUACAUACCCAGUAUUGGGCCAGCACCCAGAUGGGCCAGUUUCUUGGAUUCCCUCACUGAAGAACUUGAAGAAUCUAAUGUUGAAAAUGUUUAUGACGAUUAUAAAUUUGUAACGAAGAGUGAGGUUGCUGCAUUGGGAUUGGAUAUUGAACAUUUGAAGAGAAACAAUUUGUUGAGGGCUUACAUGCAUGGCUACUUCAUGAAUGCUAGAUUAUACAAAAAAGCUAUUGCUCUUGCUCAACCAUUUGCUUUCGAAGAAUAUCGCAAGAAGAAGAUAAAGGAAACAAUAGAAAAGGAUAGAGGUGCGAGAAUAAAAGCCAAAAAUCUUCCUCAGGUCAACAAAGAAUUGGCUCUUAAGUUGAUGGAAAAAACUUCUAAAACCAAUAAAAAUGAAACUAAUGUGUUGAAUGACGAUCGAUUUAAAAGCUUGUUCAGUAAUCCCGACUUCGAAAUAGAUCCUAACUCUGAAGAAUAUAGAUUAAUAAACCCGGUUCUCUCGAAAAUGGAUAAAGCCAAACAGAAAAAGUUGAGGAGAACAGCUGAGGAUGAAGAUCAAGCAGAAGAAGAAGAGGAACUAGAAGGUAAGAAUAGUUCUGAGGAAUCCUCAGAUGAUGAAUUUGAGGAGACAAUAGCACAAAGCUCUGAAGAUGAAGUCGAAGAGGAACCUAGUAAAGUUGAAGUUACGAAUAGACAACCUGAGGAAGUUAUUAAGAAAAGAAGAAUGGUAGAAAGAGAUGAGCCUAAGAAAAAUGAAAUCUCACUAGGUGACCUAGUACAACAAGAAAGUUCAAGUAUAAAAUUAAUAGGUUCUUCUGGAAAUCGAGAAAUGACUUUCUCAGUGCAAAAGAAAAAGAAAGGUGGAAACAGAGAGGAGAGACUGAAGAAACAUUUGCAAGAAAGAAAAUCGGUGUCGAGGUCAAUGAAAGGUUUAAAAAUUGGCAAAAAGAAUUAUUAGUGCAAAUUGUGGGAGAGAUUAAAUGUAUCAUUAAUGUACAUAUUAGAGAAUGGUAGUAAUAUUUUCGAUUUACUCAAUGAAAAGCUUGCUAGUUCUUGUUUUUCUAUGUAAAGCUCACCAUUUCAUUAAUUUUUAUAUUGUUGAUGAUGAUUUGUGUUUUUUUUGUAAUGACCACAAUAAUCAAAAGCAAUUUCGGUAUAAUUCCUGUACAUAAAUAUAUACAAUGUAGGUAAAUGUAAAUAAAUAAUUUUGUAAUUCA